Messenger RNA from Daldinia caldariorum, 553 nucleotides. RefSeq lists its product as uncharacterized. The record is from RefSeq and is a predicted model, not a curated record. Lineage: Eukaryota; Fungi; Ascomycota; Sordariomycetes; Xylariales; Hypoxylaceae. Bases 119 to 427 code for a protein of 102 amino acids. The transcript has a single exon.
AUAGCGAGAGUGGAUUAUCCAACCCGCUUUCGGUCAUCCCCGGAAAUUGUAUGCGACGACAGGUUCCCCCCAGACGCAAAACCUUGCUUUCCUCAGUCCCUAUCUGAUUAUUUGAUUUAUGUGGGAGCUCUUCUCAAAGGUUCUUUUUUUUUUGCUAACGUUGGUUGUGCGUGCUAGAACCCCGAGAUCCCAAAGAUCAAACGGAGUUGUUGGGAAUGCGAACACAACGUAUGUUUUCCCGAUAGUGAUCCUCUUUAUAUCGGGUAACCAUGGGCAUAGUCAGGCUGACUUUUGGAUUUUUAGUGUCUGGAUUGCAUCGCCAAUACCCAGAAGCUUUGUAGAGCCUGUGGUGGCGGAUACUGUAUCAUUCAUUACGAAGGCUCUACGCUUACGCUGGUAUGUCUACUCCUUGCGGAUUUUUCUCUGAGUUGAGCUAACUCUGAAAUUCUAGUGCGAUUGUAUGGCUAUUCCGUUCUAAUAAUACGCAGCUCACGAGUUGACUAACGAUCCAUAGGGUGUUCGAGACGAAGCGGUCGCCGGUCCCGCGAGAUGU